Molecule: messenger RNA, 825 nt
Organism: Nerophis lumbriciformis (worm pipefish)
Lineage: Eukaryota; Metazoa; Chordata; Actinopteri; Syngnathiformes; Syngnathidae
Source: RefSeq, a predicted model, not a curated record
AUGCCUGCCGACAUCAUGGAAAAGUCGUCCUCCUCUCCGGUCGCCGCCACCCCGGCAAGCAUGAACUCGACCCCUGAUAAACCCAAAACAGCCUCCGAGCACAGAAAGUCAUCCAAGCCAAUUAUGGAGAAGCGAAGAAGAGCCCGAAUCAACGAGAGUUUGGGGCAACUUAAAACUCUCAUUUUGGAUGCGCUCAAGAAAGAUAGCUCCAGACACUCCAAGCUGGAGAAGGCAGACAUCCUGGAGAUGACAGUGAAACAUCUCCGGAACCUCCAGAGAGCUCAAAUGACCGCUGCUCUCAACACCGAUCCCACCGUGUUGGGCAAGUACCGUGCUGGUUUCAGCGAGUGCAUGAACGAAGUGACCCGCUUUCUGUCCACCUGCGAGGGAGUCAACACGGAGGUCCGAACGCGGCUCCUCGGCCACCUCGCCAGCUGUAUGACGCAGAUCAACGCCAUGAACUACCCCAGCCAGCACCAGAUCCCCCCCGCCGCCGGGCCAACGCACCCCUCGUUCGGUCAGCCUAUGGUGCAGAUCCCCGGUUCCUCCCCGCAGGUGCUGCCCAUGAGCGGCGUGCCUUGUAAGGGAGCGCCCUCUCCCUCCACGUUAUCCAACUCGGACGCCACCAAAGUGUACGGCGGCUUCCAGAUUGUGCCUGCCACGGACGGACAGUUUGCUUUCCUCAUACCCAACGCCGCGUUCGCUCCCAGUGGUCCCGUCAUUCCCGUGUACGCCAACAGCCCCGGAACGCCGGUUCCGGUGCCGGCCGCCGUCUCUCCCGGAGCGCCGUCGGGCAACACGGACUCUGUGUGGCGGCCCUGGUGA